Messenger RNA from Danio aesculapii, 4658 nucleotides. RefSeq lists its product as uncharacterized. The transcript has 10 exons. Bases 390 to 3752 code for a protein of 1120 amino acids. Lineage: Eukaryota; Metazoa; Chordata; Actinopteri; Cypriniformes; Danionidae. The record is from RefSeq and is a predicted model, not a curated record.
UCGAGUUGCAAACAUUUGCACAUGGUUCUUUUGCAACGAGGUCGUGCUGUUUUAAGGAGAGGUCAAAUCUGUUGAUUUUACUAAUCAAAUGACGAUGAGCGAUCAUAAAUAUUAUUUUAUGCCACUUCAGUGUUGUAAACAGUCUAAAAGUGUUUAUUGAGCAGCAAAAACUUGCAGUUGGCGUUCACAAUAUGGUUGGUGAGUCGAUAUCUGUUGAUGCUAACCACACUGAUGGAUUAAUGAACUGGUCGCCACAAUAAUACAGUCAAUGAAUAGAUCUAUUUUAAUUCCAGAGACCUCUUAGAUGGUGUUACUGGUAAUUCGGAUAAUUUCAAGUGCUCCACCAGAUCACCAUCAGCAGGUCACAUUACAGACGACAAAAGGAGACCAUGAGUGACUCUUCUGUUGAGCUUGAGGGUUGGAUGCGUAUGUGGGAAAAACCUGAUGGUAUUUCACCAGCUGACCUCUCGUGGGUGAAGAAUGACACAGAAAGAGGGCUCUUUACCCACGUUCAGGUCUACCAGGACAGUACUGGUGUGCUGAAGAGGCGACGGGUAAUGAAGUCCAACAGGAUGUGGUUUUAUCCCCCGGAACCUCCAGGCUACAUCAGUGGGACCGUGCCGCCUCCACACCUUUUCUUUCGGGGUCGUGUCUUUUUCUGGCGGCCUGUUGGGGUGUGGAGAUACUCACUGAGGUGUCCUCGUGGUGAAGAAUGUGCUGGUAGUGGAAAAAACCUGCACCUCUAUGUGUCAGGAUACCACAAUAGGGUUCGUCAGAUCUGCGACAUCACCAAUUGGUAUUCGAUGCUGACGGAGGUCCUGCGCUGUGGGCCGUGCACCGAGGAAGGGAGAAAAUGUGAUGGUGGCGAGGUGGGUCGUUGGUUGGCAUGGGAUCCUCCUAUACUUUGUCAGCUCAGUGAGGCCCACCAAGCCAUGUUCCCGGCAGUUCUAACGCAUGGGCGCGGUGUGGACAAGAGUGUGAUACAGCUUCUGCAGAGCUGUACCAAGAUGAACUCCAUGAUGAAAGUGUGCCGACAGGUUCAGGAAAACCACACAGAGGAGUAUCUCCAAAGGAAGGAUCUAUAUACCACCCUCCUGAUGACUCUGAAAAAGCCUGGUGGGAUUGUGUCAGCCUUCAAACACAGGUUUGAGGCUCCACCUCCUCAAAGAGAGCUGCCUUCUGUUCGCCUACUUCGCCAUGCCUACCUGCUCGCAGAGGCCGGCAAUAUGCAGGACUACAGGAAGCAGAUUCUGUCCACUUUUGGCACAGUGCUGAAACUGGAUUCCACUAAAAAGGUGUCUGGGCAGGCUGAAGGCUCAGCGGAGUGGUUCACCAGCAUUGGCAAUGAGAACUCACAAAUAGUCUCAUUUGUUGUAACGUGUGAGGACUCCACUGAGUGUCUGAAGCCUAUGUGUAAGGGACUUAUGGACCGGUUCCAACAGGCCAAUCAACCUGUCCCCAAGAUUCUGUAUGUUGACCGUGGGUGCUGUUGUGCACAAGGCCCGACUGCUGUGGAGACCUUGUUCCAGACAUGGGUGGACAGUGGUAUGGUUGUCCGUUUGGACCUUUUCCAUUGGAUUCAUUGCUUUGAUGCAGCCGUUCGCACCGACAGCCACUCCAAGUACACAGUGUUCAAGUCUGCCCUAGCAGGAGCGGUGCUGGCCUGCAACCGUGCAGACUUGGAGCUGCUCAUCAAGGCUGUCAGAGCUCAGGACCUGACGGCUUUUGACAGCGUGGCCGAUGAAGACAUGGUGCGACUGUAUGUUUCGAGGGAGCAGCUGAAGCACCAUGUUCGGAGAGUCACUCUUGGGGCCCAAGAAACCUUUCAGCUCAUUCAGAGGGCUAUAGAUGAGCUCAAGGGUCCUGCUGGGAUGGACCAGAGUGGAGUCAGUCUCUUCAAGUCAACAGAAGCAAUAGAUGGCGUGUGGGAAGCCCAGCAACGACACCUUGAGUGCAUACAGGAUCCUCCAGAGAUGAGCAUGUACAGAGUGGCUGGUAGCGCCAAUAUCAAUGGGGUGGACGUUCCCUACUAUAAGUGUCUCCGUGGAAACAACAGUCUGGAGGGAUUCUAUAAAACUCUGCCUUACAUGAUACCAGGGUCUCGCUCCACACACAAUCUCAAUGUUGUUGUCUGGUCACCCAAACAGAGUCCAAUACCAUUGCUUGUUACUGUGAAGGAUUCUUCAAGCCCCCAUUGUGCUGCACAUCCAUUUCAUGUGCACCUCAUCAGCGGAAUCGCUCGCUGGAACUCAGACCGGAGUCCUCAUGCAGUGUUUGGUGUCAAAAAGCAAAUGCACAGAUCCUACUCUGCGCCUCUGAUUGAACGCCUCAACACCCGUUGCCGGCAGUUGUUUGGAGAACAUGUGGAGGAGAAUGUUUGUGUCCCUGCUGCGGUGACGUCAAACGAGCGGCUUGGUUUGGAGUACCUGUUCAGCCAAAGCACCGGUGAAUUUGGAGACUUCUCCCUCACUGACCUCUUAAAGGACGCACCCCGUCCAGAGGAGGAGGUGAUUCAGCAAGGCCAGGCUGAACCAGAUGAGGAUGACGAGGCAUACCAGAGUGACCCAGAGGCAGAUCAGGAUGCGGUGGCCAUUGCCCCAGCACACAUAACCCUAACCACCAAUGAAACCACCACUGCUCACCCUCCAGCCUUUGAGGAUGCUCGCAGCUCCAACCCUCUCACAGGAUUCCAGCAGCUGGAGAGAUUCUGUUCUCUGCUGGCUGACAUGGGCCUCUCUGAGGCCAAGCUGAACCUGACGCCGUAUCAAAGGAACAGGAUUAUUGAUGCAUGGGAUGCUGUGCAAGACCAUGACAAGCAGCCGCAGAGGUUUCUUCAGCUGUACAGAACCCGCUGGGGCAAUACACUGUAUUGCCAAACAAAGACAGAUGAUCUUGAAGCAGAUCCCAAACACUAUCUGGACAUUCACAACAGACUAAUGUACACGCUGGUCAAACGUCUGUGGCUGGGUUUCCCUCACAGUGACAGCAGAACAAGAGAACUUGAGAAAACAUCCAUCCUAGAAGCCUAUGACAGAAUUAAGCACUUUGUCUUGGUGGAAGAUCCGGUUCUGUGUAAAGUGGGUAUUCCUCUACCUCAAAUUACCUUGAAGACCAUAUGUGAUUUCAUUUGCCAUCAAGAGACGCUAAUCAACAUGCAAGCAACAAGAAUUCCUUCCUCCAUGAUAUUAAAAACUGAACCAAUUUCUCUAGAAGAUUCACCUCCAGCACCAUCUCAGCCAUCAGUUUUUCUUCCUCAUGAUUACCCAAAGAUGGAGGACCAGGACAUUCCCAUCAAAGAAGUGACCAAGGUCUUGAAGAAAAGGUCAGACAUUAUGGUGCUAGCUCCAUUCCAGCCUGAAUCUCACAUGCCCCAUCAGAAAAAUGUGGCCUUGACAACCAUCUUCAGACCUCUGAAUCCCAGAAUCCUUUCUACCAACCCUUGUACACAAGUGACUCCAGCCACUGACAGGAUGCCUGUGAUUACAUCCAGCCAGUCUGAUACCCAUCCAUCCUGGUCCCGAGCCACUAUUUACAGAAGGAAACACAAAGACACGCUAACUCAAGUUGGAGCCAAGCAAUCUCGUGUUCACAACUUGCCCAUUUGCACACUGUGCCAGAAGCCUACGCAGGGGCAUAAAAAAUACAAAAAGAAGAGUUUUUGUCCUGUCAAAAUGAUGUCUACCUCUAAAGGAUUGGACAACAGAGUGUUCAGCAGUUAUGAACAUUUUAUGACCAUUGUGGACCUGUUGUAGCGAUGGACAAUUGUUUAAAAAGAAACCAAUCCAAGGGCAUAGAAUUGGCAUGGAUGGAGGUGACGUGUCCCUAGAUGUAGCCACUGAUUAUUGUCCCAACCAACAGUGUAAUCCCCUCCAAAAAAUAAUGCAGUCAACUCACUAACCCAGACAUGCAGAAAGGGUUAAAUCCAAAGAGAAGGCUUGCAUAAUCUUCCGCACUGUUUCGCAAAACAUUAAACUCAUUCAGGUAAGUCUGAGUAACAUCUUUCCCUAAUUUUUUGUGUGUAGAUAUUCUGUAGAGAUGUUGCAUAGGAGGUUUCUCACAGCUUCAUCAGAACUCUACAAUUAAAAUCUUUUUUGACACUGCUAGGGUCAGAACAGGGGAUAAUUCUGAUAAAGCGGGAUAAGUCUUUAAUUUCCUCAUCUGUCUCAGUUUCAGUUAUACCGCUAACUAGAAUUGUGUUGGAGAUUUUGAUGUUAAUUUUUUUCUGACUUUUGUCAUACAGCCCUUAAAUUGCCCUUAUAUACAUUCAAAUGAAAUUGCAACAGAAGUUCAAAUGGGAUUUUAUUCUGCCUCCUGGCUGGCUCGCCAAAUUUACUAUUGUGAAUGUUACUAUUUAGAAUGGGUUGUUUUCACAUGACGUCAUUGAUGAUGCGCGGAUUUCAGAUGGAGGGCAGGAAGUGAUUCUUCGACAUAGGAAUCGUUAUCAGAACAUCAAAAUGUUUGUUUUAUGUUGUUUGUAAUUGUUUAAAUCAGCCAAAAUAAGAAAUGCCGAACAGCUUUUAUAGACUUCCAAAAGUUUUUGCUCAUAAAGCGGGGGAAAGUUCAAGAAACUGGCUAAAGAAUGGAAAAGGUGGCAUGUAAUAAACAUUCAUUCCAUAGGUCUAUGUGUACAAACUUUUUGAACGCGAUAAUUCAUUUGA